Molecule: messenger RNA, 603 nt
Organism: Mesoplodon densirostris (Blainville's beaked whale)
Lineage: Eukaryota; Metazoa; Chordata; Mammalia; Artiodactyla; Ziphiidae
Gene: SECTM1
Product: secreted and transmembrane 1
Biological process (GO): immune response
Molecular function (GO): cytokine activity
Source: RefSeq, a predicted model, not a curated record
AUGUUGACCUCGGCAUCUCCCCUUCCCGCUCCCAGGAUGCUCUGGGCCCUCCUGCUCUUGGCCACCUUUGGGAGUGCUCAGAGUGGAGACUGGGACAGCCCCAGCUGCACCGAGGACGUGGUUUCUGUGCUCAGGGGCGAGCCAGCCAUGAUGGCCUGCAACAUCACCAACCUCUUCUCCCACAUCACCAUCUCCCGGCGAACCCACCACGGGGAGAGCUGGCAGCUCGUCUUCAGUGUAAAGGCCCCAGGAAACUUCCGCCAGGAUGGUUGGCAGCUCUGGGUUCAAGGGGGCGAGGCGCACCUGGUGAUUGAAAAAGCCCAGGACGCCCAGGCAGGGCAGUACAGGUGGAGUCUUGUGGGGCUACAGAGAAACUUCAAAACCACCACCCUGAACGUCUCAGAACCCCAGGACACACUCUUCACACCUUCCUGGGGCCCGGAGAUGCUGCUCCCCAAUCUCAAGCCUGACCCCGAAGACAAGAGCCAGGUCCAGGUGGUCCUCCCCAUCCUCGCCCUGGUCGCCUUCUCUGUCCUGCUGGUCUGCUUGCUGGCCUGGUGCAGAAGGUCUGGCUCCCAAAGUUCUCCAAGCUCUGGCAGAUAA